UCGGUUGUAGCUCACCUGAGGAACCUCCGGAAGCUCUGACGGCAAACCCGGUUCUGUCAUGCUGGAACCAGAACAUGGCCCUAUGAUGCAGGUGGAGCACACCCAUACAAGAUGUUGGGUGUGUGUGCUGAGCUGCCUUCUGCUCGCCUGUCUGUAUGUUGGCAGUCUGUACGUCUGGAGAAGCAGCUUACCCAGGGAUCAUCCCAGUAUGAUAAAGCGUCGCUGUGCCAGUGUGCUGCUGGUCUCCGCACUGUCACCUGCAGUGGUGAAGGCAUGGAUGCACUGGGCUGAUGUCAGGGUCGAUGCAUCUGUGUGGGAGCUGAUGGGAGUUCGUUUGGAGGGUCUGGUUCCUGCAGCUGUACUGCCACUGCUCCUAACCAUGGUACAUCAGGGAGUCUCAACCCAGAUUCAACUUUACAGAAAAGAUGUAUUUUAUCUUGGUCCCAUGGUUCAUUCUGCAAUAGACAACCCUCAAGGCUUCACUGGAGAGCUGCAGUCUGCACUCGACUUUAUUUUCACAGAUGUUCAGUCGUGGAGGUUGUGUGUGAGAGAUGCAGUGUGGCUCAGGAACCAGGUGGUGGCACCAGUGACGGAGGAGCUGGUGUUUAGAGGGGCCAUGCUGCCCAUGCUGGUACCCUGCACAGGACCGACAGCCGCCAUCUUCACGGCUCCGCUAUUCUUCGGUGUUGCCCAUUUCCACCAUAUCAUAGAGCAGCGACGCCUCCGUAAGGACAGUAUGAGUGCCAUCCUCAUGGUGUCAGGGAUGCAGUUCUUGUAUACAACUGUGUUCGGUGCCUUCACUGCCUUUAUAUUCAUGAGAACUGGUCAUGUUGUGGGUCCAGUACUGUGCCAUUCGUUCUGUAACAGUCAGGGCCUGCCUGACAUCAGCUCUGCCCUGCAACACCCUCAACAAUCAGCUCUACUCUUCUCCUAUCUUAUGGGGGUGCUGCUGUUUCUGGUGCUCCUCUUCCCGCUGACAGACACCUUCUUCUAUGGUGCCAUUCCCGUCUGCAGCCUGGUUGCCCCUCCGGCAUCUGCAUGCUAGAUUAAAUUAAAUGAAAUAUACUCCCACUCUUAAA
Messenger RNA from Epinephelus moara (kelp grouper), 1079 nucleotides. RefSeq names its product CAAX prenyl protease 2-like. Gene Ontology annotation, biological process: CAAX-box protein processing. Gene Ontology annotation, cellular component: endoplasmic reticulum membrane. Bases 59 to 1045 code for a protein of 328 amino acids. Gene Ontology annotation, molecular function: metalloendopeptidase activity. Lineage: Eukaryota; Metazoa; Chordata; Actinopteri; Perciformes; Serranidae. The record is from RefSeq and is a predicted model, not a curated record. The transcript is spliced from 8 exons.